AUGGCAUUGGACAUCAAUCACCACUGCCCUGUGUGUUCCAAGAAGGGCAACAGAAGAUGCCUGAAGCUGGGACACCUCAUCGAAUCUCGCGCCCGUGAGGAGAAGGUCGCCAAGAAAGACCACAACUCUAGCAACGUGGAGCACGAGGACAAACAGCAGCAGAAAAAUGCGAAAAGGGCAAAGGUCAAAAGCGCCCACGAGAAAACCAUGAAGCAGCUGAGGAAGGAAAUGCGACAGGAGAAGAGGGCAUCGUCGAGCGAUUAG
Molecule: messenger RNA, 264 nt
Organism: Diaporthe amygdali
Lineage: Eukaryota; Fungi; Ascomycota; Sordariomycetes; Diaporthales; Diaporthaceae
Exons: 3
Coding region: 1-264 (87 amino acids)
Source: RefSeq, a predicted model, not a curated record